Molecule: messenger RNA, 893 nt
Organism: Trichogramma pretiosum
Lineage: Eukaryota; Metazoa; Arthropoda; Insecta; Hymenoptera; Trichogrammatidae
Exons: 2
Coding region: 210-614 (134 amino acids)
Source: RefSeq, a predicted model, not a curated record
CAGAUCAAUACCCAGGUAUAAAUUCUAAGGAAUUCAAGGAAUAUGUGAAUAGUGAGGGAAUAGAAUUAAUUUUUACUGCUGUGGAUGCACCGUUUUCAAAUGGCAUAAAUGAAAGGCUAAACCAAACACUAGUGAAUAAAAUUAGGUGUAAGAUUAAUGAAAAGGACCAGAAAUUGGCUUGGACAACGAUAGCGAAACAAUGCGUAGAAAUGUAUAACAAUACAGAACACACGGUUACAAAGUUUACACCUAGAUAUUUGUUGGAAGGAAAACAGUUGGAAAUUUUACCACCGGAGUUAGAGCCUAUAUUCUCAGGUGAAAAUUUAGAAAAAGAUAGAGAAAUAGCGUUUUUAAAUACAAUUAAAUCACAUAAUAGCAACAAGGAAAGAUUUGACAAAAACAGGAAAAUAUUGGAACUUAAGGUUGGAGAUCAAGUAUAUGUUGAAAAUGGAAAUAAGUUAAACAGGAAAAAAUUGGAAGAAUUGAGAAUUGGACCAUAUAAGGUACUCAAACGAAUAUCAAAAUCGAUAUAUGAAAUAGAUACAGGACACAAGAAACCUGAAUCAAACAAAUUUCAUAUUACAAAGUUAAGUCCUGUUGCGGGUGUAAAUUAAACAAUUGUAUAUAUGCAAUUGUUUUUCUUCGAGGGGGGGAGAUGUAAAGAAAAGCCUGACAAGUGUGUAUUUGUCAGGACUUUCCUUUAACGGUUUCCCUACCGCGUACUGAAAGUAGUAUGAGUGAUGGUAAAUAGAGUGUGGAGAGGGGAGGUAUGAGUGUACGAUUGAAUGAACGAGAGAAGAGCGUUUAGUAAGCGAGAUAAAGGCUUGAAAUGUUGUUUCUCUUGUAAUUUCAGAGCAACACGUUUAGUUUUUAUUCAACUGCAUUUACUCCAU